AUGAGAUCUUUCUAUUGCUUCUCAACAAAAGACUCUGAUAUCUUCCCCCUCUCUUUUUCUAUUGCUUUCUCUUUACCCCCUCUCCACGUGUUUGUUGACACUCUUUCUAUCUCUCUCUAUAUAAACCUUAUUUUUUUCACAUUUUUUCUCUCUCUCUGGAUGGAUACAUCUCUCUCUUUAUCUAUGGUCACAAACUCUUACACAACCUGUUCUCUCUCUCUCUCCCCAUUCUUCUUUUUCUUUCUAUUUACUAUCUAUCAACCCUUUUGGUUUGUGCAAGUGUUUCUCUUUUUCUAUUUCAUCAAGGCUAGAUUUUUCUCUCUCUCUCUCCUUAACCCCUACCCAUACAAGCACUGCAUGCCUUUGCAUACACAUUUAGUUCCAACAAAUGCCAUCUCCCUCCUGUUUCCCAACCCUAAAAACACUUUAUCCUACAACCCUCGUCCCCAACCAACUCUCCUGACCACUUUUUCAGAUGAUACUACACUUCAAUCUUCACCUGGUGAAAUAUUUCAUUCUAUCUAUUUCUCUCUCCCAUACAUGACCUCUGACCCAAAUUACUUCUACCCCCACCCGCCACCCAUCGCUGCUCCACUCAACUGUCUUCUCUUCCUGACUCAUCUGUUCCUCAACCUGAUCACACUUCCACUGCCCAUGAGUUGA
Messenger RNA from Acanthosepion pharaonis, 663 nucleotides. NCBI's taxonomy places the organism in Eukaryota, Metazoa, Mollusca, Cephalopoda, Sepiida, Sepiidae. The record is from the annotation of a GenBank genome assembly.